UAAAGGCUCCGCGCCCUCGCGGCCCCGCACCUUCUGGUCCCGACACAGACUCAGAGAGAACCAACCAUGGUGCUGUCUGCCGCCGACAAGAGCAACGUCAAGGCCUGCUGGGGUAAGAUUGGGUCCCAUGCUGGCGAAUAUGGCGCAGAGGCCCUGGAGAGGACCUUCUGCUCCUUCCCCACCACCAAGACCUACUUCCCCCACUUCGACCUGAGCCACGGCUCCGCCCAGGUCAAGGCCCACGGCCAGAAGGUGGCCGAUGCGCUGACGCAGGCCGUGGCCCACAUGGACGACCUGCCUACCGCCAUGUCGGCUCUGAGCGACCUGCACGCGUACAAGCUGCGUGUGGACCCCGUCAACUUCAAGUUCCUGAGCCACUGCCUGCUGGUGACCCUGGCCUGCCACCACCCCGCGGAAUUCACCCCCGCCGUCCACGCCUCCCUGGACAAGUUCUUCAGCGCUGUGAGCACCGUGCUGACCUCCAAAUACCGUUGAGUGAAGCCGGGGCGAUCGUCCUGAGGGCCCGGGGCCUCUUGGGCUCCGGGCACCCGAACUUCCUGAUCUUUGAAUAAAGUCUGAGUGGGCUGCA
Molecule: messenger RNA, 589 nt
Organism: Felis catus (domestic cat)
Lineage: Eukaryota; Metazoa; Chordata; Mammalia; Carnivora; Felidae
Gene: HBA1
Product: hemoglobin subunit alpha 1
Exons: 3
Coding region: 67-495 (142 amino acids)
Biological process (GO): oxygen transport; hydrogen peroxide catabolic process
Cellular component (GO): blood microparticle; haptoglobin-hemoglobin complex; hemoglobin complex
Molecular function (GO): haptoglobin binding; oxygen carrier activity; peroxidase activity
Source: RefSeq, a predicted model, not a curated record